AAACAGAUCAGUUGCAUUUCUCGGCCUGCCGCCACGCAAACUUUCUGCAAUCGCCCUCCCUGCUAAGUGGCGGAGGAGCGGCCGGGCAGAGAAAUUCCUCGGACUCAACUAAUCUUGAUUUAGCAUCUUCCGGGAAGUAAUGCCCGAGGGACAGGCUUGCUGAGUCAUUCCUGCAGUUGCUUCCAACACCAGUGUGGGUUGGUGAUGAUUCAUCCCCAUGGAAAUAAAUAAGGAUUUCCUGCAUUUUCGUCGCUGUGCGAUCGCUGAGUAGUCGUUAGCGCCGAGUCUGUAGCAGGCUUGUCUGCCACUCGCGAUGGGCUCCAACGUCUCUGUGGAUGACUCGGUGCGUGUGGUAAUCGUCGGAGGAGGCUUCGGAGGGAUUGAAGCUGCCCUCCAGCUCCAGCGUUGUGGGAUCCCUUUUGUACUCGUGGACAUGAGAGAUGCUUUCCACCACAACGUGGCUGCCCUGCGCGCCUCCGUACAGAGCGGCUUUGCCAAGAAAACCUUCAUCUCCUUUGCAGUGACCUUUAAAGACAGUUUCCGGCAGGGCAAAGUGGUUGGAAUUGACUUGAAGAAGCAAUGCAUCCUGUUAAAUGAUAAUGAAGAGCUCUUCUUUUCUCACUUGAUCCUUGCCACAGGAAGUGAUGGGCCUUUUCCUGGGAAAUUUAAUGAAAUCAUUGAUAUGCAGUCUGCUAUCCAGACGUAUGAGGACAUGGUUAAAGAGGUUGAAAAAGCUCCUCGCAUAGUAAUUGUGGGUGGUGGUUCUGCUGGCGUUGAAAUGGCUGCAGAGGUAAAGACCAAGUAUCCUGACAAAGAGGUCACUCUGAUUCACUCCAGAAUUGCAUUGGCAGAUGCAGAAAUCCUUCCCAGGGUUCGACAGGAGGUGAAGGAGACAUUGCUACAAGAAGGGGUACAUCUUGUGUUGGGUCAAAAAGUUGCCAACCUGCAUUCAUUGACUUUACAUCAGUUCAAGGCAAACAUGACCGUGGAGACAGAUAAAGGCACAGAGAUUGUUACUGACAUGGUGAUUCUCUGUACUGGAAUAAAUGUCAAUUCAUCAGCAUAUAGCAGUGCUUUCAGUGACAAGCUGGCAAGUAAUGGUGCUUUGAAAGUGAAUGAGCACCUUCAGAUCGAAGGAUAUGAUAACAUCUAUGCCAUUGGUGACUGUGCUGAUGUGAAGGAGCCAAAGAUGGCUUACCAUGCUGGGCUUCAUGCAGAUGUUGCAGCAACCAACAUAGUCAACAGCCUGACAAACAAGCCUCUGAAAAUUUACAGGCCAGGAUCACUUACCUUCUUGCUUUCAAUGGGAAGAAAUGAUGGUGUGGGUCAGAUCAGUGGAUACUAUGUGGGACAUCUCUUAGUGACCCUUGUCAAAAGCAAGGACCUUUUUGUCUCCAAAAGCUGGAGGAAGAUGCAUCAGUGUAUGCCUUGCUAACCGGAAAGGAGGGGAAUUUGCAAGACAGAAGUGUGUCAGCACCAGUGCCAGGCAGAUUAUAUCUUUGAAUUAAUAGUACAUUGAGGGAGUUAAAGAUGGCCACUAAUUAUCUAAAAUAAUCUUAAAUUGUAUGUUCAUUAGAACUUUGUAUUUCACAUCGGGUGUUGGGUAUUGUUUUCAUUAUCUAGUUCAUGAGCUAACAUGAAUUUUGUAAAACUGGAUCAAAAGAUGUUGGAUUAAAUAUGAUCUAUGGAAACAAUACUUAUUUAGCAAGGAAGUCACCA
Varanus komodoensis (Komodo dragon) is the source of this 1719-nucleotide messenger RNA. It is a transcript of the gene AIFM2, whose product is annotated as apoptosis inducing factor mitochondria associated 2. The record is from RefSeq and is a predicted model, not a curated record. Gene Ontology annotation, biological process: apoptotic mitochondrial changes; positive regulation of apoptotic process. Gene Ontology annotation, molecular function: electron-transferring-flavoprotein dehydrogenase activity; flavin adenine dinucleotide binding. The transcript has 9 exons. Gene Ontology annotation, cellular component: cytoplasm; mitochondrion. Bases 314 to 1435 code for a protein of 373 amino acids. NCBI's taxonomy places the organism in Eukaryota, Metazoa, Chordata, Lepidosauria, Squamata, Varanidae.